Messenger RNA from Lagopus muta (rock ptarmigan), 13092 nucleotides. RefSeq names its product filamin A interacting protein 1 (gene FILIP1). The transcript has 8 exons. Lineage: Eukaryota; Metazoa; Chordata; Aves; Galliformes; Phasianidae. The coding region runs from base 594 to 4190 and encodes 1198 amino acids. The record is from RefSeq and is a predicted model, not a curated record.
GUAAAGCCUGCUCCAAACUUCUCAGCUGUUGACAGGCUUGACUUGCUGAGAACACUGGUUAAAUAUAGCACAAGCGAGCUGAGCUCAACAAAGUCAUUGCUGUAACACUGUGUGAAGAGACCAGAAGAGGGGAAAUACAAUCUGAGAACUAAACUGCCAAAGCCUAACACCACCUAGCAACAGUUGAAAAAACUUUUAAACAAAAGUCUGGGUGAGACACAGACAGAGUAUACCUCCUACUUCUUCUGCCUGGGAUUUCUGCGUGAAGCAACUCCGGUCCUUAGUACUCUGCCCUGUUUCCUUCAUUACUUCAGCUGCUGGUAGACCCAGAAAAGUGGGAAAAGUUCCUGUCUUUGUGUUCUCUUGGGCUGGAUCAGGCUACUGCUGUGGGACAAGCUACUGCAAUCUUGCAGUGCAAAGGAUAUAUCCUAAGUUCUUGCUGACAGGGAGCAGCAGGGAUUCCAGUCAGCCCCAGGUGGGAGCAGCAGAGUGAUGGCACAGCGACAGCUCCAUCCUCGACCCCCUCCUCCCCCGUGCAGAACUAGAUUCUAGCAAAGCCCCUGCCCUGGAAGCAUCCCUCAACACAGGUAGGGAUGAGAUCCCGAAACCAAGGUGGAGAAAGCUCGUCUAACGGGCACUUGUCCAGUUCCAAGCCUGUCAUCAGCCAUGCAGAGAACGAAAAACUCCAGGAUGAUGCCAAGAAAAAGAACAAACCUCAUCGGAAGGAAGAUGAGGUCAUGGUUUCAGCAACUGUCAAACGGCACUCAAAAUCACCUGGACCUAGUGAACGAAAGAACAAGAAGUCCAUAGAGUUUUCUAAAGAGGACUUGAUAAAACUCCUCAGUAUAAUGGAAGGAGAACUACAGGCAAGGGAGGAUGUGAUCCACAUGCUGAAGACAGAGAAAACCAAACCUGAAGUUUUAGAAGCUCACUAUGGUUCUGCAGCUCCAGAGAGUGUGCUGAGAGUGCUACACAGGGACGCCAUCCUCGCCCAAGAAAAAUCUAUAGGAGAAGAUGUCUACGAGAAACCAAUUUCAGAGCUGGACAGGCUUGAAGAAAAGCAGAAGGAGACAUAUCGACGCAUGCUGGAACAGCUCCUUUUGGCAGAAAAAUGCCAUCGCCGCACAGUUUAUGAGCUUGAAAAUGAGAAGCAUAAACAUACAGAUUACAUGAACAAGAGCGAUGACUUUACCAACCUCUUGGAGCAGGAGCGAGAGAGAUUGAAGAAACUUCUUGAGCAGGAGAAGAUCUAUCAAGCCCGAAAGGAGAAAGAACACACAAAGAGACUCAAUAAACUAAGAGAAGAACUAGUCAAGCUCAAAUCAUUUGCACUCAUGCUGGUGGAUGAGAGACAAAUGCAUAUUGAACAACUUGAUCAACAAAGCCAGAAAAUACAAGAUUUAAAUCAAAAACUAAAGGAAGAAGAAGAAAAGCUUAAAAUUGUUACUGCAAAAGCAAAAGAAGAUGGACAAAAGCUGAUGCGGUUAGAAACGGAACUUGAACACAAAACAUCAUCAUUUUCUCAGGAACAUGAGGAGAUGACUGCUAAACUGGCUAAUCAGGAGUCACAUAACAGACAGCUAAGGCUCAAGUUGGUUGGGUUGACUCGCAGAAUAGAGGAGCUAGAGGAAACAAACAGAAGUCUUCAAAAAGCUGAGGAGGAACUUCAGGAACUAAGAGAUAAAAUAGCAAAAGGGGAAUGUGGGAACUCUAGUUUAAUGGCAGAAGUUGAAAAUCUCCGCAAGCGUGUACUUGAAAUGGAGGGAAAAGAUGAAGAGAUCACAAAAACUGAAUCCCAGUGUAAAGAGCUGAAAAAUAAACUGCAAGAGGAAGAGCACCAUAACAAAGAGUUGAAACUUGAAGUGGAAAAGUUGCAGAAGAGGAUGUCAGAACUAGAGAAACUGGAAGAGGCUUUCAGUAAAAGUAAGUCUGAAUGCACUCAGCUGCACUUAAACUUGGAGAAAGAGAAGAAUUUAACUAAGGAUUUGAUAAAUGAAUUGGAACUGGUGAAGACUCGAGUGAAAGACCUUGAGGCAUCAGAAAGCAAGUUGGAAAAAGCUGAAAUAAGCUUAAAAGAUGACCUAACAAAGCUGAAGUCAUUUACCGUAAUGUUGGUUGAUGAACGGAAAAAUAUGAUGGAAAAAAUAAAACAGGAAGAAAAAAGAGUUGAGGGUCUAAACAAGAAUUUUAAAGUUGAACAAGGGAAAGUUAUGGAUGUAACAGAGAAACUGAUAGAAGAAAGUAAGAAAUUUUUGAAACUGAAAUCAGAAAUGGAGGAAAAGGUGUCUGUUUUGACGAAAGAAAGGGAUGAGUUAGUUGUUAAACUGAAAAGUGAAGAAGAAAAGUCCUCAGAACUGAGCUGUCGAUUUGAUCUGUUAAAGAAAAGAAUUGAUGGUAUGGAGGAAGUGGAGAGAGAAAUUACAAGAGGUCGAGCCAGAAAAGGACCAGAGCAUGGCUGUCAGGAGGACAACAAGAUUAAGGAACUCACUAUUGAAAUUGAAAGACUGAAAAAACGGCUCAAACAAUUGGAAGUGGUUGAAGGAGAUUUGAUGAAGACAGAAGAUGAAUAUGAUCAGCUAGAGCAGAAAUUUAGGACUGAGCAAGAUAAAGCUAACUUACUUUCUCAACAGCUGGAAGAGAUGAAGCUCCAGAUUGCCAAAAACAAAGCAAUAGAAAAAGGUGAAGCAGUGAGCCAGGAGGCAGAGUUGAGGCACAGGUUUCGUCUGGAAGAGGCUAAAAGCAGAGAUUUGAAAGCAGAAGUUCAAGCUCUUAAGGAAAAAAUCCAUGAACUGAUGAACAAAGAAGACCAGCUUUCUCAGCUCCAAGUGGAUUAUUCAGUUUUGCAGCAAAGGUUUAUAGAAGAAGAAAAUAAAAACAAGAGCAUGGGGCAGGAAGUUCUGAAUCUAACGAGAGAGUUAGAACUUUCUAAGCGUUACAGCCGCGCUCUGAGGCCCAGCAUAAAUGGACGAAGAAUGGUUGAUGUUCCUGUGACAUCCACAGGUGUGCAAACAGAUGCUGUGAGCAGUGAAGCAGCAGAAGAAGAAACUCCAGCUGUGUUUAUACAGAAAUCCUUCCAGGAGGAGAACCACAUAAUGAGCAAUCUGCGACAGGUAGGUCUGAAAAAACCUAUGGAGCGUUCUUCAGUGCUUGAGAGAUACCCUCCAGCAGCAAAUGAACUUGCGAUGAGGAAAUCUUGGAUACCGUGGAUGAGAAAGAGGGAACAUGGGGCUCAGGCAACUCCAGACAAAGGAGCCCGAGCCCACAGUGGCACAGCACAUCCUGGGGAGGUUGUCCUUUCACCAAAGCAGGGUCAGCCUCUUCAUAUUCGGGUGACACCAGACCAUGAGAACAGCACAGCUACUUUGGAAAUAACCAGCCCAACCUCAGAGGAAUUCUUUUCAAGUACCACUGUCAUUCCUACUUUGGGAAAUCAGAAGCCACGGAUAACCAUCAUUCCCUCUCCAAAUAUUAUGCCUUCAAAAGGAAAAGGCAGUGAAAGUCCAUUGGGCCCUGACCGUUCCAUGUCUCCAGUCACUAUAACGACAUUCUCCAGAGAAAAGUCUCCAGAGGGAGGUAGAGUGCCUUUCGUUGACAGACCCACAUCACCAAUUCAGAUUAUGACAGUAUCAACAUCCGCAGCACCAGCAGAAAUCUCUGUUUCUCCGCAGUCACAAGACAUGACCAUGGGAAGGGCUGUUUUCAAAGUAACACCAGAAAAGCAAACUGUCCCAUCUCCAAUCCGUAAAUACAACACCAACGCCAAUAUUAUUACAACAGAAGACAACAAAAUCCACAUCCAUUUGGGAUCCCAGUUUAAGCGCUCUCCUGGUGCUGCACCAGAUGGUGCAAGUCCUGUGAUAACAGUCCGACCAGUGAACAUAGCAGCUGAAAAAGAAGUUGUCACUGGUACUGUCCUACGGUCACCCAGGAACAACCUGUCCUCACGGCCUGCAGCAAGCAAGGUGACAAGUACUAUCACUAUAACACCUGUAACUACGUCCUCCACACGAGGAACGCAGUCCGUGACAGCACAGGAUGGGUCAUCCCUGAGACCUACACCCACCCGUAUUCCCGUGUCAAAAGGAGGAAAAGAACCAUCGAAAAGGCAGUGUACAUCAGGAAUACAUUCAGCCUGGGAAGUGAGAAUGGGCAACUUCACCAAGUUACUAAUCCAGCCUAGGAAUUCUUAAUGCUUGACUUGGUAACUUUGUAAUAGACUGAAGGAAGAUCACUUUUAAAUAACUGUCUUCCAUCAUAACAGAUCACUUUCUGUCCUGGUUUCUGUGUGGAGCACCUGCUUAUAACCACAUUUUUUAGAUGCUGUGGUACCUAGGGACCUGAGCUUUUAUUUCAAUAAAAGCUAGUGUCUCACAUACAGCAGAGGCAGAAAGAAGGGACCACAGGUUGUGACCAGCCUUGUAUCUAGGAAUUUCUCCUGUAGAUCAGCUUUUCUCACCUGUGAGCUUCUUUUUCAAGGCAGUGACAAAAUUCAGGGGAUUGGGGAGGUUGCACAAUUUAGGCAGCAGCAGCACUAAACAGCUAUGUAUUUCUUCCAGAACUUUAAUACACUUGUAGUUAGUGCUUACAGCUGAGUCUCUCUUCUGUGGCUUAGAUUGCCAGCUCUGGGGUUAGAUGAAGGAAUUAGGCCUAAAGGUGUUUAGUCUUUAAAAAAAACCUUAGAGAAACAUUGAUCUGACUACAGUCAAUACAGUCCAUUUGUGCAUGCUCCAAAAACCAUGAAAAUCUAUUAAGCUAUUUAGUUGACAUCACUGGGCUUGCAGUUUUUCUGGUUAGAUGGACUUGUGCUCUGUAGAUAAACUUGAACUGUCAAGCAUCCUUAUGUGUUAGAGGGAGUGUCAACACAGAUUGCUGAUGGUAGCAGUUGCUACCUAAAGAGAUAGUUCAAGUAUGGUCAGGGAAAGAAAAAAGGUCUCUAUGAUCUCCUUUAUGGUCAGUUCUCAUUUGUUUGAAGUAUUUUGUGUUAAGUACAGACUGCCUCAGAGUACCAUGGAGAUUCAUCUUUCUUCUUCUCUCUUUUUGGUUUCUUCAUUUGUAUGUUUGCAUUUUUAAGCAUGUUUUAAGGAAUUGUUCCAGCAUGGAAAUGGUGUGGAUACUGAUGAUUGUUACAGUGAUUUAUUUAAUAACACUAAAGUUAUUAAAGGGCAUUUCCUUUAAGUGAUAGAUUUGCACAGAAGAAAGUUGCAAAAAAAGAAACUGAGCAGACUGAUAAAUUUUGGUUUUAAAGCUUGUUUACCUCAACCACCACAGAAAGCUGUAAAGGACUGGUUAGGAAUAGCUUUCAGAAGGAAAAGCAGGAAGACUACCAAUAAAUAAUAAAUACAAUUCACGGAAAGGAAAAUGCACCAGUGUGUGAAAUAUUAAAUAGCUUUCUGUCUGAGAGAAGAAAUUUGAUGGAAGAAUCUGCCACAAAAGGUCGACAAAAUUAUAUUCAAUCCAAACAGUGCUUAAUCUUCAGUCUGCACUUUGCAGUGCUCUCCAAUUUAAGAUCCAGAUAUGGCCAUUAUCCCAGAAUACAGCUGACAUUUUAUUAUUAACAUGAAGGACAUUUUGUCUGUGAUACGAAAGCUGCUGUCACAUAGAAAAAGAAAUAGACUUCCUUUUCUCCAUCUGUGCAGCACCUUCAGUACCUGCUAAUUUUAAGGCUCUGUUUCCUAUGGCACCUGGAAAUCAGAUUCAAAUUUUUCAUAGCACUCAAUUCUCACUAUUUCAGAUAAAACUUGGAAACUGGAAUUAUCAAGCGAUAUGAGUUACCAUUCCAGAAGUGCAUCAGACCCUCUCAACUAAUUGUUAUAGGUUAAAAGCCUCAGUUUGACAGUAAAUGGUUACUGAGAUCUUACUGUUCUAUUUGUAACAGAGACUUCUAAGCAGAUGUUUGAAGAAAACUUAUUAAGAGCUUUUAGCUGGAUAGACCCUCUAAACACUGGCACUCAAACAAAUCUUUAGUUCAAAACAAUCAUUUAAAUAAUACUGCAAACAUGAGCCCCAAGCUAAUGUGGUUACAGUGAUGAACUACAGCUGGCUUAAGCCUUCCUUUUCAUAUCCUUUUUUCAAAGAAACGAGCUAUUCCUUAGUUAACUUAACAUUGCCUUACCCAGGGCAAUGUUCUAAGUGUGCCUGUGGUUGAAAAAAUGGUUUGUUUUGCCUAAGAUCUGAGAAACUAAUUCACCUGAAGAAAUAAGCCAGACUUACAGUACCUGAAAUCCAAGACACACACAAAUUAGCACAGCUGAACCAGUACUGCAGACACAAGCUAGGAACUGCUCUAUAGAGUCAGAAGGAUUAUAUGAGACAGAUUUGAGAAAUUCCAGACAGGUCAGACCAAGAAUGCUGUUAUUUUUCCUGGGAACAAAAAAAAAAAAAAAAAAAAAAAGAACUUUUGCUCCAUAGCCAACCCAGCAGAAUUGAAGAGUUGGAAUCAGGCAACUAGUUUGACUGUUAGCUACAGAUAUGUAUUUUGUUGUAUUCAGCAUUUCUAACAUGUUUUGACUGAGCUGAGGUUCUUGUUUUGUAAAGGCAGAAAGAAUGUAAGAUAAUGAUACUUUUAUUAUUAUUUUUAAAAAAAAGGAAAGACUGUAGAUCAGAAGUCUUCAAAGUUGAAACUUAACUGUCUUUAUUUUAUUUGAAUUUCUUCUGAAUCUGAGGACUAUUUUUAGUGACUAUAGUAAGGUUCUCUGAUCAGUAGGUCAGCUCCAAAGGGUGAUUUAGACAACCAAGUCUAAAUAGAGUCCAUAAUGCUCCAGUUGAGCUCCCAGCUUUCCUUGUAUUGUCUGAGCACCAGAGACAUGCUGAAGAUCUACCUGAAGUUCUGCUGCUGCACUUGCCUACCAGUGUUGUGGCCCAACUAGAAGCGCAAUCUCCGAACCUAACUGAAAUCCAGAUUCUAGGUAUUCAUGUCCUUUCAGGACAUAAAAUCAACAAUAAAGCCACAAUUUCAUGGUCAUUCAAAGUCGGGACAUAACCAACCACCAGAGUCAGAAGUUGUAGUCUUGUCCUUGGCAAUUCCAACCCGAGAUAAUACUGACUUCCAUCUGGUUGACCCAUGAGUUGUCACAAGUGUUUCAACUUGCCUGGAGAACUGAUCUGAACUAAAAGGAAUCUAGCAACAGACAAGAAGUCUAAUUUUAACCUAGCCUAGAUGCAAGCUCUUGGGCCAGAAAAAGAAAGGGAGAAGGUGUGGGAAACCAGUAGCUGUUUUAAAGUGGUUGUAGAAUCAUUAAUGUCUCCUAAUAGAUCACAUACCACAGGGAUAUGUAGUAGUGUACUUAUUUUAACAAGCUUUUGAUUGAACCUGUCCUUCAAAGGCAUGAGUCAGGACCCUCUUCUCAGCAGUUCCUGAGGUAAUUCCAAGCAGCUCCACCAAAUUCAGCAAGCACUGACAGCUGAGAGACUGACGAUGGCAUUCUCAUUCCCUUCUGUAAAGGCUGUGCUGUUCUGCAUGGAGGAGUUCCGUAUUCAUUGAGCAGAAACAAAAGAGUGGUUGAGUGAUCAGGACAUUGAAGUAGGGGGAAGUUCCCCUAGAUUCAGGUCCCUGAUCCAAAGGCUGCUUUUAAGCCUGGCCUUCUGUGAAAAGAAGGCUUCUAAGAUGAAAUGUCUGUGUUUAUCCAUCCCUCCAUCUGUCCUCUGUCAAUGAAUGACAUUGAAUACAUCCACCAGUUUCGGCCAAACCUGACAAAGCAACAGAGGUCCCCAGAAUAAGAAGUUCUUCACGUUUAAUGAAAAGGGUGACUGAGAAGAGGAGCAAGACCUUAGCAGAACCCCACUGUGUGAAAGAAUGCAGCAUGAGCUCACCUUCAAGCAACAUCAAAGAACAAACACAAGAGAGUGAUGUCAGAAAUGCCACAAGGACAAGCUUUUUUCAGACCUCAGAUUUUACUAAGCACCAAAGAAUCAAACUGUCAGACAUAAAUCCAUAGGAAAUUAAUCGGGCCUUUAUUUACGGGGCUUCUUUAUGCGUAUUUUACCAUGACUGGGUUACAGUGCAGAAAACCAGCUUCCUCUGCCCAGGUGAUCACCAGGAAUUACUGAUGCUCAUUCUUUCUCUCCCUUUCCUUUUUCCCUGUAUUGAUUUUUUUAGUGAAGUGGAACAGUUUCAAUAGCAAAAUGCACUCAGAAUAACAAUGAUAAAUACAGUGCUCUUUGAAAGAGAGGAAGUACAGAUUUGAAUCCCAUCAGACACAAGCAAAAUCUGAACCCAUAGCGCCCACAUUACGAAAUACUGCUCUUAACAUGGACUAUCUGUGCAAAUGAAAAUUUCCAUUUCUUUCAUUGACUUCUAAGCACUUCAAAUAUUUUCAGGAUAUUGAGAGAAAGGGCCUGAUCUGCUACUCUUUUCAUGAGAUGGCUGCUGCUUUGUGAGUGCCAAAAAGAGGAAGGAGCUUCUGGCAGGGCUUAGCAAGACACCUAAUGCACAGAGGAACGGCGGGAUUCAGAAGUUACAACACUGUACUCUGCAUUCCUGCUCAACAUACCGUAUCUAAUCUGAACAUCUCUUGCUGCAAUCUCUGUCCUCAUCCCUUUAAAUCAGAAAAUAAGUCAGUAAUAGAUGUUAACUAAUCUACAUCCAUACUUGCAACAUAAGAAAAGGUUAGCAUGCACCUAAAUUCUGACAUCAGCUUUUUCCCUUGUACCCAUGCUAGUGCUAAAAAGGUCGAAGUUCAGACUCACUAGGAACAGAUGAACAUUUUUAUUUUGGUUAUGCUUCAAUAAGAAGUGGAGAAAUUAUUUGUUCUGGCUGACAUAGCCAUACCCAGCCCAUAAGGCUUAGGUAGAGCGACAGGAGAACAGGAGAGGUGCCAACCCAUUCAUGACAAGAUACAGAUCAGCAUGCACUGAUGUGUGAGAUUUUGGUUCUAGACCCGCAACAAAGUUUUCUGCUGCAUUUUCAAGAUUAGAUCCUGUCACCUGAAUGCUGUUACUGGAUGAGUAUUGCUAAUGUGGUCAUGAGCAGAGCAGUGUUUGCUCUUUCAGUCAAAGUAUGACUGAAAAUGAGGGAGCACAGAACUUCAUCUCUAAUGUUUAGAGGAGCUUUCUCAUAUUGUUAAACAUACUAAGUAAACAGUAGAAGAAAAACAGAGAUUCUUAUUUAGUUUGCCCACUUUUUUUUCCCCUUUGUGACGCCCAUUAAUGUGGUUCCUCAAAAAGCACAAAACACUUUUGUUACUUUUCUUAAUAUGCCCAUAGAAUACACAUCACCAUAGCAAUUAGUUGCAUUUGAGUACUCUCAGAAGUCACAUGAAUAUGCUGAUUCAUGCCAGUUAGAUGCCAAAUCAUGUUACUGCUUGAAAUGUGCUACGUGUUCUAAAACAUGUUCAAUAUUUACAUGAACAUUUUGUGAUUCUGAUCAGAAGCUGAAAGUCAUGUCUUUAAAGAAGCAGUCUACCAUCCUGUGGUGUUUCAGGUGCUUGGCAUAAUCUGCAGCAGUCAAGACAAUUUUCAGACCAAUUAUAUGUUCCUAUCAAUGGCCAACUUCAUUGAAUCUGUUUGAAACCUGCAGUUUGCUGACAGAAGAUUCUAUGAGCUCAUCUUUUGAACUUGUUUUCAUUUAGGGGAAUGUUUUUCUCCCCUUCAUCAGUGUGAGUUACCUUCUUUCCCUUAAUUCUGACUGAGCAUACUCUGACAGACCUCUAUCCAACAUUUCUCACUGAAGAUGUUAACUUUUGAUCUCCAUUACUACCUAUGCUGCCCUUACAAAGCUUUUUGGAAGAUGCAGUGAGGAUUAACUACUUUCAAAUUCAGAGCUGUCAGCUCUGAAAUUCAGGUACAAAUCGUUCAGGUACAAAUCAUUCAGGUAUGAAUGGUUCCUCACUUUAAAAACUCUUUUUCAACGGGAUUAUAAAAAUAGAAAUACUGACAGAUGAUUCAGUUUUGUCACUUGGAUGCGCAACUUUCUGUAUCAUUUGAUGUUUUUUGUUUGUAUAUAUUGUAAGAAAAAAUUAAACUUACAUGCAUACAUUAAACAUACAUUAAAAUGUCAGUUGAUGUGCUUCAUUAUGAGAGUUGGUAUUUUUGAUAGGCCAGUUGCUAAUGCUGUGUUUCUCUGAGAUAUUCCAGCUUACACUGGGGAGACGGAAAUCAGAUUGAUCCUUUUUAUUAUGUAUCUUUGUUCUCUUUUCCUGUCAUUAAAAUAACUUCAGUUGCAUUUAAGUGAAUUGAUAGCUCCUUGAAAUAUUCAGACCUAAAAGCCUAGAAAAAUGUAUGUAAUUAUAUCCUACAGAUACCAUAUUCCUACAGAGGUUACUCCUACAGAACUGUGACAAAAUCUACCCUACUGUAGUUUCGGUUUAAUAACUGUUUGAAUACCUCUUCUAGUAACUACAGUAUGUAGUAUGUAGUAUGUAGUAUGUAGUAUGUAGUAUGUAGUAUGUAGUAUGUAGUAUGUAGUAUGUAGUAUGUAGUAUGUAGUUUGAGCAACCUGGUCUAGAGGGAGGUGUCCCUGCCUAUAGCAGAGGGUUGGAACUAAAUGGUCUUAAAUGUCCUUUCCAACCCAUACCUCUCUAUGACUCUGUGUAAUAAUGAAUACAUAUACGUAUUAUAUGUAACAAUUUAAUGCAAAAUAAAUUGCUAGGAAAAAAACAAACAAACAAACAAAAAAAACCCAAAACAAACAACCCGGUCCAUACAUAUAAAUGAGUGUGAGAAAAAAAUGAACAAGUAAAUACUAGAACUGGAAAAUAUUUUUUUAAAUAUUUUUCUGACUUUUUAAAAAAUCAUUAUGUUUAGUCUGCAGGACAGCUGACUCAGAAACCCACUGUAUUUUUGCUGUUCAUUCAGUAUUGAGCAUUCACAAGGAAGAUGAUAUUUUCUACAGUCCAUUUAGUUUUUAGAAUUUUGUUAUUAAACUAUGAAUAAAUUGAUUAUUAAGAAAAAGUGUUUCCUAUAGAAUUCACGUGACUCCCAUUGACACAAAUGGGAGGUUUCAUUCGAUGUUAUAAUCUGACAUUAAAUGCAGCUUUUUGCAUAAUAUUCCUCAAGAGCAUGAAGUUAGAGAACAGCUCUGCCUCUAAUUUUUUCUUGCCAUAGUUUGCGGUUCUUUAAUAUUCAUUGCUCAAAUUUCUGAGAAUAAGCACACACAUAUUCCUGAAAAUCAUUUCUGAAUGUAAAUUAUAUAAAAAAUGAAAUGCUUUCAUGUAGGAAAAUCUAUUACUUCAUUUGCCACACCUUAUUUCCUUGGAUGUUGCCUUAGCUGUGCUUUUCUCGGGCAACACACAUAAAAAACCUAACUGGAACCUGCCAUCUAGUGGCAACAUUCUGGCAUAACGAGUACACAAAAAGCAGUGGCCUUUCUUUUAAUGUAACUUACUUAAGCACCUUUCAGGUAUUAGCAGACAAAGUCAACAGAAAUGUCUAAGGGGAUAAUGGCACGGUUAGUACAAUUUGUUGGGCUGCAUACUUUUUGAAAAAUCUUCAGGCUAUUAAGAGAGGAAAGAAUCUUAAAAAAACCAACAACAUUUCAAUUAAAAAACGAGUAUUUAUGAAAACAUGUUACUGUACUUCUAGUUAGCAUCGGUGCAGUUAUAUUAUUUGAAGUGUGCAAAAUACCUAUUUUCAGAGAUAAUGUCAUUGAUUGAUAGCUAAAUUCUUCUAUUAAAAAUUGCCUGUUGGAGCAGUGUACUUAAACAGAAAAGCUGAAGACCAAGCUGUGAGCCAGCAUUUCAAAAGAACCUCGAAAUUAAUCAGCGAGCUCUUGUGUUACACUCAGGACAAAAUUAAAUUGGGCCUUUCAAAGACAAGGCAAAUAUUUCCUUUUGCAUACUAUGGCUGGAAUUUAUAUUCCAGGCAAUAGCAAAAUUCCGCAGACUUGCUGAAUAAAAGCAGCAUCAGAUUCUAAGGAAAAUUCAGAUAAAAACAAAUGACUACAUACCUCUUUCUUAACCCCACUUCAGAAUCGCCAGCAGGUUUUUGAUGAUUUUGCUCAGAUAGGAUUCAAGAUACCCAACUUCAAAUUGUCCUCCACAGGAUUCAGGUGUGGGGCUGGGCCUUAGUGUUCCUGUGGUUCAAUUUAUUCAGCUGUAUUAUUCUUUUUUUUCCAAGUGAUGGAUUUGACAGUGAAGUGGGAGCCAAGGGCUCCAGAGCCCUAGCAUGGUACUAGUUAGGUUUCCCAUUGCAGCAUUUAAACAGAGCAUUUUUUUAUCAGACAGUGACGUUAGAGAAAGGCUGCAAGGUAUUUCCUGAAAAAAAAACCCACUUUGCUAAUGUAAUUGUUCUUCAUGAUAGUAACUUGUAAUUUAUUUCCAGUUUCAUAAAACCAAAUGUUUUGCUCUCUUUUCUUUUAGAGAGUGUCAUCAUUCACCAGUUACGCAUGAGCUCUAGAUGAGCUACCAGCACCCCAGUAUUCUCUCUGUGUGCACUACCCUCCUUACCAGUUGGACGGAUCACUGUAGAAGCCCUCUACCAUCAACACCAGGGUCACUUGUGCUACUGAUUAUUCAUGGGAGUAUUUACUGCUUCCAUUAGGUUUUAUGUAUUCUUGGUAGAGCUUUAAGAACGGUAUUUUGAUACAGCCAGAGGGAGAUAAGCAGUCUUUCUGCCAGCUGAAUUUCACUUUUAUUUGCAAAGCCUGAGGCACGUGCUUGAUUUUGUUUGCCAUAUAAUUUAUUUUUUUAAUACACUUUGUAAAGUAACUGUCCCAAAGUUGCAAUUCCUGUUGUCCGUGGUGCAUUUGUUUGUAGAAUACACUGUUAAAUUUGCAAUUUGAUAUUUUUGUAGAGGAGAGAAUGUAAAGAAAUGAAAAAAUAAUUUCAACAGUAUUUUCUGUUUAAAUGGAAAAAUACUCGGCGCAAUUUUUUGCUACCAUACGAUUCUGUGAGACUAAAUACUCUGAUGACUGCUGUAUGGAAUUUCUACUAUUGCAGAAUAUGUCUUGCACUGUGUGAUGGUUUGGCAUAAAAUUAGGUAUAAAGUCCAAUGCCUUGAAAUACAACUAGAUUUACUCAUUUUAGACGAUGUAAGCCAGUUUUUAAAGCUGUGAUUUUUUUCUAUAUAAUGUAUGUUUUUACUUAUGCCUGUACCAAAAAAAAAAGUUGAUUUUCAUUACACUGUAACUAAUAAAUUUUCACAACUAUGCAAAUGUAA